Messenger RNA from Pocillopora meandrina, 5026 nucleotides. The record is from the annotation of a GenBank genome assembly. NCBI's taxonomy places the organism in Eukaryota, Metazoa, Cnidaria, Anthozoa, Scleractinia, Pocilloporidae.
AGUUACUCAGAAGGGACUCCGCGUAGUCUCUAGUCUAGCUUGAUCAGCAUGGUGACAUUGGUUUGAGGUCCAUACAAAGUCUCUUUUCUGCGUUAUAAAUGGGUUGCAGGACAUAUUGUGCGGUUUUCGUAGCAAUUGUCAGUAUUUCAGUGGUGGUAAUUCCCAUUAUUUGGAGUAGGUAUUUUGCUAACGAUUGUAAGCCCCCGCCCCUCGAUCGUGAAGAAUGGUGGGGCAAAGGAGACAAGAACAAUAACAAGCCGGAUUCUAGCGUGUAUGAAUUCCCUAUCAGCUUGACAGACGGAGUUCUUAAGGAUCUUGACGAAAGAUUAUCCAAGACUCGUUUCUUUGAAAACUUGGACGGUAUCGAUUGGGAAUACGGUAUAAAUCCUGACUACAUGAGAGAAUUGACCGAAUAUUGGAGGACGAAGUACGAUUGGCGUAAGCAAGAGAAAAUUCUCAACACAUACAAACAUUACAAGACAAAGAUAAAUGGAAUAAAAAUCCACUUUCUGCAUUUUCAACCUGAAUUGAGAGAGGGCCAGAGAAUCGUUCCAAUUAUGCUGGUUCAUGGUUGGCCAGGGUCGUUUUAUGAAUUCUACAAGGUCAUUCCAAAGAUUGUAGCAUCUUCAACAGAAGAUUAUGCAUUUUCUAUCAUUUGUCCAUCGAUUCCAGGUUAUGGUUUUUCAGAAGCCCCUCAUAAGCCAGGCUUUGAGGCGUUUGCCGCAGGACGGAUAUUUAGCAAGCUGAUGGCACGACUUGGUUAUGAGUCCUAUUACAUUCAGGGUGGAGAUUGGGGAAGUGCGAUAACCUGUGCAAUGGCACUCAUGGAUCCUAGGUAAGAAACGACAGGAUUAGCGAAUUCGAAAAAUUUUCAAGUGCCUCUUCACUCAAAAUUACAUGAGAGAUCGUGUUGUUACUUAACAUGAAAAAAAUGUCACAGAUAGUCAAAACAAACGAAACUUUGAUGAGGUGCAUACCCUGUUUGAAAUUUGCAGCUCAUACUGUUUGCCCCAUAGCAUCGUAAAGCAACUAGGAGUAUUACUACUCCUCCUCCUUCCCCUGGAUGGAAUGCUAGUCCAUGCUAUUGCAAGGUUACCCCCCAGCAUUUCAUAUAACCCUACCAUUAAUUUUCAUAUUGCACAAAAACUGCUGUCUCCUCCAUAUUAGUGUUGGACUGAAAAAGUUAGUUUAUUUUAUAGUUAGUAAUUGUUAUUAAGCUUAAAGUUUACCUUCCUUUUUAUUCUAAUCACACAUGCCACUUUCCACAUUACCAGUUCUAACAUUGUGCAGGUGUGUCAGAUAUGAACCUAGUGAUUACCCAGCCAACACAGAGAGUGGCAAGGUUUAACAAGUUUUUUAAGGAGCAGGUAUCUUACAUAGAACCUUGAUCUUAAUAUGCCUACUUAUGAGAUUGUUUGUUCUAUCUUUAUAUUUUCUAGUCACAUUCGAGGACUUCAUUUAAACAUGUUCCCAGUGUUUGAAAAAAACCCCUUGUCCUAUAUUCAGGCAAAAGUCUUCUUUCCAGAAAAGGAGCAGCAAAAGAUUUUCCCAUUGUCAAAGUUGGUGAUUAAAAUUCUGCGUGAGGGAGGAUAUUUUCACCUACAAGGUACAUGCAUUUUCUAUUACCUUUCCAUAAUUUUUCAUUUGAAAUUGAAAUUUAUUUCCAUUUUUGUGGAUUAUGUUUUGCAGAAAUUUUCCUGAUUUUUCUUUCAGAUUGGAUCACAGAAAACUAAGCAACAUUAGGGACCAUUUUGGGACUUGUUAUAAACUCAUAUUAUUAGUUUUAUAAAACCUGAUUAAUUGAAAAUAUUUGUUGUUAAGUUUUUUUGAAUAUCUUGUUUCAGCAACUCGACCUAACACUGUUGCGUUGGCAAAUAAUGAUUCACCGGCUGGCCUGGCAGCUUACCUUGUGGAAAAGUUUGCAAUGUGGAGUGGCUGUGCAACCAAUGACACAGCAAUCUGUUUGGAAUCGUGCUUUACAAAGGAUGAAAUGCUGACAAAUGUGAUGAUAUAUUGGGCCACUCACUCUAUUGCUUCAUCAAUGAGGCUGUAUUAUGAAACGAUGCAUAGUGAUGAUGAAUUGCGCUCUGUAUCACGGUAAAAGAGAUACUCAUAGACUUAAGAUUGUUCAAAAUUAUCCCUGUGAAAUAAGUCUGGACUGAGGCAAGCUUACAACAGCUCCCAACGUGAGAAAUAUCCUGACCUUUAUACUUUAUUUCCUUGGGUAAGCACUUGUGUCCUAAUAGGUGCCCUCUCCCAAAUAGCCCCCUGCCCUCUAGACCAUAAUGUCAAACAAGCACUCCCCUUCUUUUUCAUCACUCUCUUAAAAUAGUAGGGAUACAAGGAAAACCUGUUUCUAUUGCCACUUUAUUUACAACUUCUUUUAGCUUCAUAACAGCAGAUUUAGUUCAGGAGAAGAGUUUUUUUGUUUCAGUUAUUUCAUUCUCUGUGUGCUUGCAGAGUUUUUUAUGUGUGUUCUCUGUUCUUUUAAUUUUUUUCCUUUUGCUGUGGUAGCUGAAUAAGCACCCACCUUGAUUAUGCGCCUUCUUUCCAAUGAGCUCCCCUCCUGUUGGUGAAAAUCUCAAACAAGUGUGCAGUUAAUUAAUUAAUUUAAUUUGAUUCAUGGAAAAAUGUCUGUCUUCUUUAGUUUUUGUUAAAAACUUAUGGAACUGAUGAAUUUCAUAAACGAAUGAAGAAUUCAAGUGAUAAUCUCAAAUGAAUUUAGUGCAAUUGUUGAUGAAUGGAGGCCUUCCCCAAGGCUUUCUGAAAUUCAACACAGAAUAGGCAAUUGUCCUUGAGUUUUUAUUUCCAAGUAACUUGGUAGUAUUAAUUUUACAUCUUUGGCCUAAAAUUCUGUGCAUUUAUUUGACAGCUAAUUGUAAUUUAUGUGUUUUAAUGUUAAGGAGUCAUAUUAUUUGAAUAUAUUGCUUUUUUAAUUUUUAGUUUUGUUGUCUUGGCAGUAUCCCCGUUACAGUUCCUUCUGCAAUGGCUGAUUUUCCCCAUGAACUUUUUCGGACUCCAGAACCUUGGAUUCACAACAGAUUUACAGACAUUGUUCAGUUCACAGAAAUGCCUCGCGGUGGACACUUUGCUGCCUUUGAAGAACCUGAGUUAUUUGCUGCAGAUGUUAUUCAGUUUGUCGCGAAAGUAGAAAAGCGUUUACUAGAAAAAACAGCUGAAGAAUGAAAGGAAACCACUGGCUGAGGGGGAUGUAUGAAACUGAAGGUUUAUAUAUGCAGGAUAUUUGUGGUAGUAAAAAACUGUAAUUAACUAUUAAGGGGUAAGUUUCUAAAGAAAUUGUGGUGCUGUGUUGGUGGGGUAUAACAAGAUAAUUCAGUUUUAUCAACUGAGUUGAAAAUGCAUUGGCCACCGUUUCUGCAAUUUUAAAGCUAAGAUUUCGAGUGGUAACCUUCGCCAGAGCAAGUGUCAGGCUGUAGGCAAAACAGACCUGUUAAUUUCUGCAUUCAUAGAGAAAGAAUGUCAAAGUUACUGAAUUUCUGUUCAUGAACUCGUUCUUGCAACUGGUUUUGAAAGUUUCUUUAUUGGUUGGAAUUUAGUUUUCAAGAAAUGACCUUUCUUGAAAGGAUCAUUUCUUGAUCAUCCCAUUUAAAUGAUACUUGACCUGCAAGUGAUGCACAGGUAAGAGAUCCUCCUAGGUUAGCUGCAGUUUAGAAAAUUGGAAAAAAAAAGCCGGAAACAAUUCAGGAUUCGAGGCGAUUCAAACCCGUUCUUUAAGAUACUUGUUGGGCACUACCACCACAAACAUGUCAGAGAUGAGGCACAUUCUUUCGGAUUGUUGUUGUUGUUGUUGUUUGUUUUGUUUUUUUAUUUUCGUAAAAGAAUGUGAUAGUGCCUCAACUUAGUACUUUUGUGAGAGACACAUUGGACUGUUUUGGAAAAAAAAAAAUGAAGAAACUGGCUUCGAUUAUGAUAUGUAUUUGACAUAUCACCCUCUAUAAAAUGACAGAGAUAUCACGAGUACCCUGUUUGGUCAAAGGCCUAACGUUUAUUGCACCAUUAAACCCAUAGGAAAUUUUGGACUUGAUUUUCCUUCAGUAUUUACUUGCUUUUUUCAAUGUUUAACCAAAGAUCAUUGACUUAAUCUUCGCUAUGUAUUUACAUUUCUUUUAAAUUCAUACGUCUCUAGACGCUUAAAAUAUUUCAGUAUACAUGUAUAUAGCUGUUGGCAUAACAUGCGGAUGAAAUCACCUCCCAACUAUUGAAUGGAAACACUGAGGAAAAUGUUUGCCAGAGACUUUUGAAAUCCAGUUGAUCUUCAAGCACUGUUAUUUUUUCUUUUCUUUGUAGUACACAUUAACACUUCAUAUUACAAUUAAACUAUAGCAACUUGCAGAUUUCGAAUUCAGAUUGAUAGGAAUUGUCGUUAAUUUUACUUAAAUACCGCGUUUGAUAUCCAGCGCCUUUUCAACGAUGAGUAUUUUUUUUGGAAUUUGCCCAUGGUUUCUCUUUCUUAGUGAGAGUAGCUGAAGCUACAAGUGAAAGAAAUCAUCAUAAUUUCACUCACGUUUUGAUUAAUGUACUCUGUUAUAGCUUUGAUAAAACUAAUGCUGAGGUUCUAUUCUAAUAAAUAUAUGUAUGUAAAAUCUUGGUUUCAUAGCGCGAAAAGCCUUUUUGAGAGAGAGAGUGCUCCUGAGUGAAAGUGAUUCUUCAUCUUUUGAGGACGUCGACUAAGGGAGAGUGAAAGAGUGUGUUUGUAAAUCUGAGAAGUGCUUUUAGGGAGAAAGUCUCGUCGUCAUUUUCCACUUACCGAAGAUUGAAAAACACAGCUUUGCUCAAUAGUAACACAAGACCGAUUUAGGAACCUGAAAGACCCCAACAGUGUUAAUAAAGAGAGGCCACAGAGACUUCUUAUUCAUAAAAAUAACGAAUUUUCCGAUCCUGAAAUUAACAAAAAGAGAAAUUACUUUAUUAAUUUAAUAGCAGCUACUGCUUCAGGUCUAUUUAAUCGUGAGCUAUUCAGUGUUUGCAAUUUCUGUUCGGCUUCACUGUGCACCGUUAAUACUCC